Molecule: messenger RNA, 546 nt
Organism: Coccidioides immitis RS
Lineage: Eukaryota; Fungi; Ascomycota; Eurotiomycetes; Onygenales; Onygenaceae
Product: GNAT family N-acetyltransferase
Exons: 1
Coding region: 1-546 (181 amino acids)
Molecular function (GO): acyltransferase activity, transferring groups other than amino-acyl groups
Source: RefSeq, a predicted model, not a curated record
AUGCACCACCUACAAGAGCAGCCAAAGGAAUGGUCCCGUUCCAUCACCGACGACAAAGGCGAAGAAACACAGUUUGUCAUCUCCACAGAUCGGUCACUGCUCUCGAUCCCGUCCAUCAUCGCGGCGUUCAAUGAAGACUACGUGUACUGGGCACGGUCCGUCCCAGAAAGCGCCAUGAAGCAGAUGCUCGACAACUCAGUCUGCUUCGGGAUAUACAAAUCCACACCAGCGCCCAACUCCGACUCUGGAGAACCCCGGAACCUCGAGCAGAUUGGCCUGACACGCCUCAUCACCGACUGCGUGACGUUCAUUUACCUCUGCGACGUGUAUAUCCAUCCGGAAUACCAGAGCUGCGGGCUUGGGACGUGGUUGAUGGGCGUGAUACAGGAGGAGAUGGACAAGAUGCAGUAUCUGAGACGGCUGAUGCUGAUGACACGGGGAGACCGCACGCGCACGUACUAUGAGCGGCUGUUCGGCGUCGAGGUGAUGGGGAAGGCGGGAGAGGCGUAUGUCAUGGGCCGGCUCGGGGCGGGAAAUUGCGUGUGA